AUUUGGGAUAUAUAUCUCUCUACGGACUGGCACCCAGACGAGCACACAGAGAGAGGAAGCGAUGUCCUAUACGUCCAAACUUCCUGCGUCCUGGAACGAUGCGCCUCCUCCCCGGAGAGUGGAGAUCGACCUCAGCUCGCCCGGCCUCGCCGUGUUUGAACUGGAACGACUUUUAUUUACCGGCAGAGCCAUCAUCAGCCACGCUGACGAAGUCUGGCCCAGGCUUUACAUCGGGGACCAGGACAGUGCGGAGAACCGAGCGGACCUGUCGAGGCAUCGAGUGACUCACAUCCUGAACGCCGCUCACAGUAAACGGCGAGGAGCUCCGGGCUUCUACGCCGACUUGGACGUGUCCUACAUGGGCGUAGAGGCCCACGACUCCUGCAGCUUCGACAUGAGCGUCAACUUCCUGCCGGCGGCAGAGUUCAUCCACAGAGCGCUCAGCAGGGGGGGUAAAGUGUUGGUUCACUGCCACGUGGGAGUGAGCCGCUCCGCCACCCUGGUCCUGGCCUACCUGAUGCUGAAGCAGAACCUGACCCUGGUGGAGGCCAUUUGUGCCGUGAAAGAUAACCGCGGUGUCAUCCCGAACCGAGGUUUCCUCCGUCAGCUCAUCAAACUGGACCGCCAGCUCUUCGGCACGCACUGA
This is a messenger RNA of Perca flavescens (yellow perch), 646 nucleotides long. RefSeq names its product dual specificity protein phosphatase 26. Gene Ontology annotation, biological process: protein dephosphorylation; negative regulation of MAPK cascade. The coding region runs from base 62 to 646 and encodes 194 amino acids. The transcript has 4 exons. Gene Ontology annotation, cellular component: cytoplasm. Lineage: Eukaryota; Metazoa; Chordata; Actinopteri; Perciformes; Percidae. The record is from RefSeq and is a predicted model, not a curated record. Gene Ontology annotation, molecular function: MAP kinase phosphatase activity; protein tyrosine/serine/threonine phosphatase activity.